AGUUCUAGAUGUUAAAUGGUGUCACGUGAUGUACAUGUGAGGACAUUUUCGUCCAUUAAUGUCAAAACCCCCUGCACCUCCUUUAUAAUGCCAACUGAAACAUUUUCCCCAAACCUAACGUACAUCAAACACAAUCUAAAUCUUAUCUCUGUUCAACUCCUUCUGCGAGAAACAUCAAACACAAUCUUUAUCUUAUCUCUGUUCAUCUCCUUCUGCAAGAACGAUGGUGUUGUGCAAUUGUGGACAGGAAACAACGAUUCUGACAUCCUGACCGAUUUAAACCCUGGUCGACGUUUCUAUUCAAGCCCUGAGAUCAAUGGAUGCAGACGAUUUAUUGGGUGGGUGGACCCCCCAAAUGUGCAGUUGUUCUGUGUCAAUCAUACCUGGGCUAUUGAGGAACUGAAACCAACUUGAGCUUGAGAUUGCAUAACUGCAAUGGAACAAACUUAUUGUGGUGUUGUUGGUUAUUUUAGGGUUUUUAGGGCUGAUUGUACUCUCUGAUUGAUGUAAUGCAAUGUUUAAUGAUGUAAUUGUUAUGUUAUGUAGCUAAUGAAGUCUGUUUUUGUUGAAAA
Helianthus annuus (common sunflower) is the source of this 572-nucleotide messenger RNA. RefSeq lists its product as uncharacterized. The transcript is spliced from 2 exons. The record is from RefSeq and is a predicted model, not a curated record. The coding region runs from base 16 to 414 and encodes 132 amino acids. NCBI's taxonomy places the organism in Eukaryota, Viridiplantae, Streptophyta, Magnoliopsida, Asterales, Asteraceae.